This is a messenger RNA of Botrytis byssoidea, 1560 nucleotides long. RefSeq lists its product as uncharacterized. Gene Ontology annotation, molecular function: iron ion binding; heme binding; monooxygenase activity. Bases 1 to 1560 code for a protein of 519 amino acids. The transcript is spliced from 10 exons. The record is from RefSeq and is a predicted model, not a curated record. NCBI's taxonomy places the organism in Eukaryota, Fungi, Ascomycota, Leotiomycetes, Helotiales, Sclerotiniaceae.
AUGCUCCAGGAGCUUUUUGACCUAGCUCGCUCUCAAGCGGGCGCUUGGAGAAUAACCUCAGAGGUGGUAUUUGACACUUGUGUAAUUUUGAUCAUUUUGAAUAGACUUUAUGUCACAGCAUCUAUUUACCGCAAUCGUCCUCGUAACAUACUCAUUUCUGGACCUAAGUUGCGUUGGGGAAAAUGGUUGAGCAGCAUAAAAUAUGUUCUCAGUGCUCCAGAUAUCAUCCAGCAAGCAUAUGAUCAGGCCAAAGGAGAACCAUUUGCCAUUCCCGCUCUCGACGAGUAUCAAGUCUUUGUGUCAUCUGAGGCACACAUCGCGGAGGUAAAUGAGAGUUCUCAAGAUCAUUUGUCCCUACAUGAUGCUAUGGAAGAUCGAGUCAAAGCGAAAUACACAUUUUAUGGAUUUGAGACAGGAGAAAUUGAUCCUCAUGACACUAUACCAGGACGUGUUCUUAAGUUCCUUCUGAGAACAAAUCAACCCGCUCUGAGACCCAGGAUUCAAGAAAAGAUUGAGGAAGCUUUUAGUAAAGUUUUGUCAAAAGGCAAAGCUGUCAAUGAUUGGACUUCAGUUUCUGUCUUAGGCUUGUCUGAGGCUAUCGGUUUGAGAAUAAAUUGUCAAGUGCUUGUUGGAGAUGAACUUGCUAACAACCAAGAUUAUGUUGAUGCCGUAUUACGAUACUCGAACGAUGUUAUUCUGUCUAUGGAAUUCUGUCGUUACAUGCCUGCAUUCAUCAUUCCAUACGCCUGCCCCGCAAUCAUGGCUUGGAGUGGUGCAAUGAAAAAAAUAGCCGGGCAUAUCAGACCUUUGGUUAUCCAACGUCUCAGAGAUAUCGAGGAGAAGAAAACUUUACCCUCUGACUGCAUAACAUGGGUCAUUGAAUCAUCCACAACCCCCCGCCAACGCACCGUAGAGCGUAUCGUACAGCAAAUGAUUGCCCUCACUUUCGCCUCCGCCCAUCAACUUCCUCUAGUCUUGACUUUCACAAUUUACAACCUCUGUCUUCACCCAGAAUACAUCGAACCACUCACUGAAGAGAUCCGCUCCAUGCUAUCCUUACCCGAGGAAAUGCAGUACAAGAACAUGCCUUUGAUGGAAUCUUUCCUCCGCGAAUCAGCUCGUGUGAACCCAUUAGAUGCUCUUUCUAUCCAACGUAAAGUUAUGAAACCAUUCACUUUCUCAAGUGGUGAAACGAUUCCGCAAGGGAAUAUUAUUGCGGUGCCUCAGGAUGCUUUGAUGAAGAGUCCGAGGUAUUACAAUGAUCCGGAGACUUUUGAUGGUUUCAGAUUUGUAUUACCGGAGGAUAGAGGGAGAGAGGAACCCAGGAUGAAGUAUACGGAUGUUAGUAGUGGAUUUCCAUUUUGGGGAGCUAGUAAGAAAGCUUGUCCUGGCCGUUGGUACGUCAGCGCGUCAUUGAAACAAAUUUUGGCGCACUUGUUGACCAACUAUGAAUUUAAAUUGGCGGAUGAUAAUAAAGCACUUACCAUGGGAUAUACCACAAUGGUGAUACCAAGACAUGGAACGAGAGUCUUGUUGAGGAAGCUUGAGAAGAGUGGAUAG